Molecule: messenger RNA, 2052 nt
Organism: Pan troglodytes (chimpanzee)
Lineage: Eukaryota; Metazoa; Chordata; Mammalia; Primates; Hominidae
Product: putative ankyrin repeat domain-containing protein 20A2
Source: RefSeq, a predicted model, not a curated record
UGGCUUUUCCCACUUGGUCUACAUACUGGUUUCUGUUGUUCUCAGAGACACACUGAGACCUUUCACAUCUCACUGUCACUUCUUGGAAGGGCUCUCUACCUCGUCUGCCUGCUGAGCAACCUCUUGGGGAGACGCAGGCCCUCUUGAGUCACUGAACUUGAGCUAUUUGGUGUUGAUGUUGGAAUUUCUGAUGAAUCUGCAGUCAGCAUUUUGCAUGAACUGUGUGUGGAUUCAUUGCCUACAUUGGAUGAUGAAGACUUGAGUGUUGCUACUAAGGCCCUGGUGUGUGAUGUUCCCCAUCCUGUGUCCAAGUGUUCUCAUUGUUCAGUUCCCACCUAUAAGUGAGAACAUGUGGUGUUUGGUUUUCUGUCCUUGCAACAGUUUGCUCAGAAUGAUGGUUUCCAGCUUCAUCCGUGUCCCUACAAAGGACAUGAACUCAUCAGUUUUUAUGCUGCAUAGUAUUCCAUGCAAUGUGUCCCCGAGAAAGUGUCAGAGCCUUUACGUGGACCUUCUCAUGAAAAAGGAAACAGAAUAGUCAAUGGAAAAGGAAAAGGGCCUCCUGCAAAACAUCCUUCCUUGAAGCCUAGCACUGAAGUGGAAGAUCCUGCUGUGAAAGGAGCAGUACAAAGAAAGAAUGUACAGACAUUGAGAGCAGAACAAACCUUACCAGUGGCUUUAGAGGAAGAGCAAGAAAGGUGUGAAAGAAGUGAAAAGAAGCAAUCACAGGUCAAAGAAGGAAAUAAUACAAACAAAAGUAAAAAAAUACAUCUAUCAGAAAAUGUAUGUCAUAGUACAUCUUCUGCUGCUGCUGACAGAUUAACCAAACAAAGAAAGGUUGGGAAAACGUAUCCUCAGCAAUUUCCCAAGAAACUGAAGGAAGAGCAAGAUAGAUGCAUCUUAAGACAAGAAAGUGAAGAAAAAACAAAUGUUAAUAUGCUGUAAAAAAAUAGAGAAGAAUUAGAAAGGAAAGAGAAACAAUAUAAGAAAGAAGUUGAAGCAAAACCACUUGAACCAACUGUUCAAUCACUAGAGAUGAAACUGAAGACUACAAGAAAUACUCCAAAUCAGAUAAAUCAAUCUUUGGAUUUUCAUAAUCACGAAGAAAUGAAAGAUCUGAUGGAUGAAAAUUGCAUUUUGAAGACAGAUAUUGCUAUACUCAGACAGGAAAUAUGCACAAUGAAAAAUGACAACCUGGAAAAAGAAAAUAAAUAUCUUAAGGACGUUAAAAUUGUGAAAAAAAUAAAUGCUGCCCUUGAAAAGUAUAUAAAACUCAAUGAGGAAUUGAUAACAAAAACAGAAUUCCGGUAUCAACGAGAGCUUAAUGAUCUCAAAGCUGAGAAUACAAGGCUCAAUUCCGAACUGUUGAAGGAAGAAGAAAGCAACAAAAGACUGGAAGCUGAAAUUGAAUCUCAGUCUAGACUGACUGCUGCUAUAAGUAAACACAGUGAAAAUGUGAAAACAGAAAGAAACCUAAAACUUGCAUUAGAGUGAACACAAGAUGUUUCCGUACAAGUAAAAAUGAGUUCUGAUAUUUCCGAAGUAGAAGAUAAGAAUGAGUUUCUUACUGAACAACUUUCUAAAACGCAAAUUAAAUUCAAUACCUUAAAAGAUAAGUUCCGUAAGAAAAGAGAUACUCUCAGAAAAAAGUCAUUGGCUUUAGAAACUCCAAACGACCUAAGCCAAACACAGCAGCAAAUAAAGGAAAUGAAAGAGAUGUAUGAAAAUGCAGAAGCUAAAGUGAAUAAUUCCACUGGAAAGUGGAGCUGUGUAGAAGAGAGGAUAUGUCAACUCCAACAUGAAAAUCCGUGCAUUGAACAGCAACUAGAUGAUGUUCAUCAGAAAGAGGAUCAUAAAGAGAUAGUAACUAAUAUCCAAAGAGGCUUUAUUGAGAGUGGAAAGAAAGACCUCAUGCUAGAAGAGAAAAAUAAGAAGGUAAUGAAUGAAUGUGAUCAUUUAAAAGAAAGUCUCUUUCAAUAUGAGAGAAAGAAAGCAGAAAGAGUAGUAAGUAUCAAGGAAGAUAAAUAUUUUCAAACUUUUAGAAAGAAAAUUUAA